AUGGUGCAACGACGCCACCAUAAUACGACGUCGCUACCACGGGAUUUGCGGAGUGAACUGGGGAUACGCGACACCUACGGCGAUCGGAAGCGCCGUCAAGCCGGGCCCUCAUCUCGCAAAGACCGCCGGCGGGUGGAGCGCGCGGAGAAGAAGUCUCGAAAGGCACCUCCGCCGAAUCGCAAGAAUGGGAAGCGAUACGAGGAAACUAUCAAGGAUGAUUUUGACUUAGACGAGGACGAAGAGCAGUCUGAGGAGGUGGAACACAAUACGCCAAAGACGAAAUCAAAAUCCGCCAAGACCACCCAGCAGCCAAAGCCGGCUAUGAAGAAGCGGCCUAUGCCAGAAGAGAUUGAUCUAGAUGAGGGGGAUGAUGACACUGAAGAGUCGGAAGAGGAAUCACAAGGGCUCCAUAUCUCGGCAACCGUCAAGUCUAAACUUGCGCAAGACGAUGCAGAAAUCGCGGCUUUGGAGAAAAAACUUGGUCUCAAAAAGGGCAAGAAACUCCCAAAAGCUUUUGAAGAGGAUGGAUUAAAUGACUUGCUUGGCGAUCUGGCUGAGGACUCGGAAGACGACAGUCGGAAGCGCAAACGGGAAGCUGAUGAUUGGCUACAAAGCAAGCGACAAAAGGCUCAAGCACUUCAAAUGGAAGGACGGGAUGAUGACGAGGAUGAUACGGAGAGCUCCGACGACGAUAUCGAUCUUGACGAGGAAGACUUUGGAAGUGAUUCUGAGGGUGACGAGGACAGUGAAGGCAGCGAGUUCGCCGGCUUUGACGAGAACGACAACAAGCAGCUUAAGAAACGAGAAAAUCCCUAUGUGGCACCUGUCACAAAGCCGCAAAGCAACCAGCCACAGAAAUAUGUCCCGCCAUCAUUGCGAGCGCGUGCUGAUCCGGAGACGGAGUCUCUUACUCGACUGAGACGCCAGGCGCAGGGUCAUCUGAAUAAAAUGUCCGAGGCAAACCUAAUUUCCAUUGUUUCCGAAUUCGAAAAACUUUACCGCGACUACCCUCGCCAGCAUGUUACGUCGACAAUUAUCGAUCUUCUCAUGGGUCUGAUCUGUGAAAGGUCUGCCCUUCAGGAUACAUUUCUCGUCCUCCAUGCGGGAUUCAUUGCGGCUCUAUACAAGCUUAUGGGAAUGGAUUUCGGUGCAGAGAUUGUACAAAAGAUUGUUGAGACCUUGGAUGCGAACGAGGACGACGGCGGGAAAUUCGAGGGGAAAGAGGUCAUCAAUCUGGUCUCUCUUCUCUCGCAACUGUAUAAUUUCCACGUCAUCGGCAGCCCGCUGAUGUUUGACUACAUCCGACUAUUUCUGCAAGAGAUUACGGAGACCAAUACCGAGCUCCUGCUAAAGGUCAUCCGAAACUCCGGCCCGCAGCUUCGACAGGACGAUCCAUCUGCUCUGAAGGAUAUUGUCUUGCUCAUUCAGCCUGCUGUGGCAAAGAUUGGUGAGGACAGCCUCUCCGUUCGCACGAAAUUUAUGAUCGAUAUCAUUACGGAUUUGAAAAACAACCGUGUGAAAUCCGGAAUUGGCGCGAACAUCACAUCAGAGCAUGUCACCAAGAUGCGCAAGAUUUUGGGGUCUCUGAACAACUCACGAGUAAUACGCGCGUCAGAGCCCAUCAACAUCACCCGCGCGGACAUUCAAAACUCUUCCAAGAAGGGUAAAUGGUGGCUGGUCGGUGCAAGCUGGAAAGAAGAUCCUUUGGUAUCUGCACGGCAAGAGCUGUCCGAUCUAACCCCAACCCAUCCCGAUGCUGUUGCCGAGGAAGACAGCGACCCCGAGCCCGAUCUUGCACAGCUUGCAAAGACCCACAGAAUGAACACUGAUGUUCGACGGUCGAUCUUCGUUGCCAUCAUGUCCGCCACAGACUACCAAGACGCCAAUGUCCGCCUUCUAAAGCUCCGGCUAAAGCGUGCUCAAGAGUUUGAAAUCCCGCGCGUGCUACUUCACUGCGCAAUGGAAGAAGAAGCACAUAACCCGUACUACACGCUUAUUGCACGCCGACUUUGCGGCGAAUCGGGCCGACGCAUCAAGGUCUCCUUCAUGUUCGCUCUCUGGAACAUAUUCAAGCGGAUGGGCGAGAAGAACGACCUGGAUGAUGAGGACGACGAUGGCGGCUUUGACGCUGACGAUGACGAGAACGCCAUCAGCAUGAAAUCUGUUGUCAAUCUGGCCAAGAUGUUCGGCAUUCUCAUUGCCGACGGGACCCUGACGCUCAACAUCCUGAAGAACCUCAAUUUUGCCUAUCUGCAGCUCAAGACGAAAAAUUUUGUGGAGUUAUUGAUUAUCACUAUCAUCCAACAAUCCCAAAAGUCUAAGCGUACUUCGAAGAAAAGAUCGAAAAAGACAGACGCUGACGAUGCCAAGGAUGAGGAGGCUCUUAUGCAAAUUUUCUUGCGCGUUCAGGACUCGCCACACAUUGCCAAGGGGCUGAUUUUCUUUGUGCGCAAGGUUGUUGCUAAGACGGACAUUGUAUCUCCGGAGGAGCAGAAGUUGGUGCGAUGGGGUUGCAAUGUCGCGGUGGAUGCGCUAAAGGCUAUCUCGGGUUGA
Molecule: messenger RNA, 2553 nt
Organism: Penicillium riverlandense
Lineage: Eukaryota; Fungi; Ascomycota; Eurotiomycetes; Eurotiales; Aspergillaceae
Product: MIF4G domain-containing protein
Exons: 2
Coding region: 1-2553 (850 amino acids)
Biological process (GO): ribosomal small subunit biogenesis
Cellular component (GO): nucleolus
Molecular function (GO): RNA binding; protein binding
Source: RefSeq, a predicted model, not a curated record